Messenger RNA from Daktulosphaira vitifoliae (grape phylloxera), 1021 nucleotides. RefSeq lists its product as uncharacterized. The coding region runs from base 147 to 800 and encodes 217 amino acids. Lineage: Eukaryota; Metazoa; Arthropoda; Insecta; Hemiptera; Phylloxeridae. The transcript has 5 exons. The record is from RefSeq and is a predicted model, not a curated record.
AGCAGCUAUGAACUCCCCAGGAAUGUUGGGCUACGGUUCAGUCGUCUUCCUCAAUCGCUCCGCGGCAAGACUCAGAUCGUGUAUGCGUUAGUUUAAAUCUCGUCGCUUCUCGGUCAGGACUCAGUCUGUAUAAGCUCUUGGCAAACAUGCUCCGUACAAUUUGUUUGUUCCUCUUUGGGUUGUCAGUUGUAGCUGCACAAAGAAGAUUAGCAUUACCAGAUCCACGCAGUUGUUCAAGCAGAAUCAAGCAUGCUACCUACCGUGAUGCCAGGGGAGUUUCACAUUCAUACUUUUUCAGUUGGGAGCACGCGCCAACCAAAAGUUUGGAAGUUGACUGGUUAGAUGCUAGAAACAUUUGUCGCAGACAUUGUAUGGACGCAGUAAGUUUGGAAACCCCACAAGAAAACGAAUUUGUUAAACAGAGAAUAGGAAGAGGAAACGUGAAAUAUAUUUGGACAUCUGGCAGAAAAUGUAAUUUUAAUGGAUGUGAUAGACCAGAUUUGAUACCAGCUAACGUUAAUGGAUGGUUCUGGUCUGGAUCUGGUGCUAAAAUUGGACCAACCACCCAACGUAAUUCAGGUGACUGGAGUAGUACUGGAGGAUUCGGACAAGCUCAACCUGACAACAGAGAAGCUCCUCAAGGUAACGACGAAUCUUGUUUGGCCGUUUUGAACAACUUUUACCAAGAUGGAGUUAAAUGGCACGAUGUCGCUUGUCAUCAUCUGAAACCAUUUGUUUGUGAGGACAGUGAUGAACUUUUGAACUUUGUUCGCUCUCGCAACCAAGGAAUUCGUCUUUAAUAGUAAUUAAUAAUUUGUUUAUUAAGUUAUCUUUGUUGAUUAUGUUAGUAAAACUCUCGUUACUUCUUAGUUGAGCGCAAACUAAAUAAAUCAGUUGUCGAAAGUGAACCCUAUAUAUAAUUAACGUACAAUUUUGUAAAGUAUAAAUGAUAUAUUUAUAAUACAUAUUUAUUAUGUUUAAGUUUAGUUAAUACAAAAAUAAAAUGUUUUUUUUAUAGAAA